This is a messenger RNA of Cryptomeria japonica (Japanese cedar), 1222 nucleotides long. Its product is annotated as 2-hydroxy-palmitic acid dioxygenase mpo1. Gene Ontology annotation, biological process: sphingoid catabolic process. Gene Ontology annotation, cellular component: endoplasmic reticulum. NCBI's taxonomy places the organism in Eukaryota, Viridiplantae, Streptophyta, Pinopsida, Cupressales, Cupressaceae. The transcript is spliced from 6 exons. Bases 306 to 902 code for a protein of 198 amino acids. The record is from RefSeq and is a predicted model, not a curated record.
GCUGUCUUCUCAACAGUGGAUGUGAGUUCAGAGGUUGUCCAUCUCAUAUAAGAUGCCUUCGGCGAAAUAUAUAUUACUUUCCUUUGAGUAUGUGAAAAUAUAUGCGACAAAUAAAUGAUAUAUAGAAGGGAUGUUAUUUAAGGAUUCUCGUGGACCCAGCCGGCCUUUUGCUCUGUUGUUUGUAUUUAUUCUGGAAAUCACAUUAAUGACAUCGCAGCGGAUGAAACUGGUUUCUGCAGAGGCGCAAAAGUGCCAGAUCUUGCCAAUUCACAAAGAAUUUGUAGUGGCGACAGGUAGCCGCCAUUAUGGGAGUGAUUGAUUUGGAGAAGCAUUUUGCAUUUUAUGGAGCUUAUCACAGUAAUAAAAUUAAUGUCCUCAUUCAUACUAUAUUUGUGUGGCCAAUUUUUUUCACUCUGCUGAUACUGGAGUCUUUCACUCCUUCUAUUGGUCUACUACCCUUUCCACCAGGGACUUUACCAUUCCAGGAGUUCAUGGUACUGAACUUGAGCUUUGUGACAGCUAUUGUAUAUGGUCUCUUUUAUGUUUUGUUGGAUAAGAAAGCAGGAACAAUAGCAGGAGUCCUUUGCCUUAUUUGCUGGAUCAGCAGUAAUGCUCUUGCUCAGAGAUUGGGGUUUUCCUUAGCUUGGAAGGUGAUCCUUGUUUCUCAGUUGGUCUGCUGGACAGGUCAAUGCAUAGGACAUGGAGUUUUUGAGAAGCGAGCACCUGCGCUUAUGGAUAAUCUUGUUCAAGCUAUAUUAAUGGCUCCAUUUUUUGUCCUGCUCGAGGCCCUUCAAAAGUUCUAUAAUUAUGAACCUUAUCCUGGUUUCGAGAAGAGUGUACGUACAAAGGUGCAAGCAAAUAUCAAAGAAUUGAGAAUGAAGAAGCAGAAAAAAUCCGCAUAGGUUGCUUGCCUGUUGAACUUGAGCAGAUACUACUUUAGUUAACAUGAAGCAUGCUACAUGAAUUUCUUCUCAAAGUAAAAUCAUUCAUUCAAUGCAGUUAUUAUCCGUAUCGCUAUUAUUGCUAGUGCUGAUUUGCACGUGUCAUGUUUCUGAUAUAUAUAAUUGUACAGUGAUAAAUUCAGAAAGACUAUGAUUUUCAAUGAAAUUGUUUCUCUCAGACCCAUUUAAUUUUAACUGGAUAAUUUAAUGUCAUGUUUCAUAUAUUGUGGGAUCUGCAAACGGUUUAAGAAGCAGGAAUAUCUGCAUGGUUGGCUUGCCUA